GUGUUUUCUCUUCACUACACACUUACAUUUCUCUAACACUUCACAAUCUCUGUUUCAGCUUUCUCUCUUUUCUACAAUGGCUUGCACCACCGUCGUGUUGACGCUAGUCGCCGCAUUGUUGGUAACCUCCGUCGUGGCUCAGUCUCCAGCGUCCUCACCAGCUCUGUCUCCAAAGCGCACCCCCGUCGCCACACCUCAGAAGUCUCCCUCGCCGGCGAUUUCUCCCUCCGCCGUGUCGCCGUCGUCCUCUCCUCCCGCUCCGGUGGUGAACACUCCGUCUCCGUCACCAAACUCAGUCGACUCUCCGCCAUCUCCUCCGCAGUCUCCGUCCGUGUCACCAGCCGGUGUUCCCUCCGUCACUCCUUCAGCAAUCUCCGCUCCUCCCACUGGAGCACCGGCUCCCUCUCAAAACGGUGCCGCUUUGAACAGAUUCACUGUUGCUGGAUCUGCUGCUGUUGUGGUUUUCGCUGCGGCUUUGCUCAUGUAGAGAGACUAGAGAGGGUUUCGCGGAGUUUUAUUUUUUAUUUUUUUUAUUAUCAUCGUUUGCGAACGAACGUGAAUUCUAGUACUUCAUUUUUGGUUGCUUUUUUCAUGCAGUGUGAGGAUUCAUUCUUUCCAUUAUUUUGUCUAUUGUAUUUAUGAUGAUGAUGAAUGAUACUACAUUUUUAUGAUCUUAA
This is a messenger RNA of Glycine soja, 677 nucleotides long. RefSeq names its product classical arabinogalactan protein 1-like. Bases 77 to 487 code for a protein of 136 amino acids. The record is from RefSeq and is a predicted model, not a curated record. The transcript has a single exon. Lineage: Eukaryota; Viridiplantae; Streptophyta; Magnoliopsida; Fabales; Fabaceae.